UUUUUAAACGAGCAAGAGGCUAUUCUUUCUUAUUGGAAGCACAUGUGGAGUGACGAGGAGAUUCUUCCAAAGAAUGUUGACCUGAAUAAUGAAAAUGGCUUCCUCCUUGUAAAUUUGAAAGGGUCCUCGGCAUUGAUAUCAGCGAAUUCGACAAAAGAUGGGAUUCAACGCAGACUUGCAUAUGUUGCAGGUGGUGGUUGGGGUGGUCAAGCUGUGCAUGAAGAGCUAAAACAGUUCAUUAUUAAAAUCGUGGGUGCACCUGUGUUUCUCAAGUACAUCGAGAGUGAAGGCGACUUGUUUGAUUUUGAAAGAUAUGUAGAAUCGGCAUUUAAGCGUUUUGAUGAAAAUAAUAAAAUGAACUUCAGAUUAUCGUUAAAUGAUUUAUGUGAGCAAGAGUACAAUGAAGAUUUUAAAACUGUCAUAAAAGAAUCACCAUUUUCACAUGGAGUGAGGGUUAUAUCUAACACCGGUAUCAUAAAAAUAGAACCCAAGAUCUUGAAUGGUUUCUUCAAGAAAACAUUAGAAGCGAUUGUGUCAAACAUUAAGGACAUCUUAUCUGACAAAAGUACCAAGGAAAUCAAAGAAAUUGUAAUGGUGGGCUAUUUUUCAAGAAUAAAAUUAGUCCAGGAUACAGUAAAACGUGCUUUCCCCUCAUAUCAGGUUCUUGUUCCUUCUGAUCCUGAAUUCACACUAGUUAAAGGUGCAACUCUAACAGGGCAUUACGGUAAAAUACCAUCACCACAUCCAAAGGUGAGAAGCAUCGUUUCUCAAUAUACAAUAAGUGCUGUUGUGCAACACAUUAAUGAUGAACGUGAAUGUCCAGAACAUGUAAAAGAGAAAAAGAAGGUUUUGAUUGUGAAAGGAUCACAUGUACAGGAAGGUGACAAACAGGAAUAUAACUUUACAAUGGAUGACAUAUGUGAUAUGGAACACAUUGAUAUUUGCAUUUUUGCCUCUCCUAAAGCAGAAACAUAUGAAUCUGCAUCUUUACACAACGAUGGUGUUAAGAUCAUUAGAAAAGAAAGAAUGAAUUUCAACGGCGCUCACACAAUGAACGUCAACAUCUCUUUAGUGUUUGUGCCAUUUGGGUUAAAAUGGAUUAUAUCGGACGAAUGCAGAAAAGUGGCGAAUGGCAUUGAAAAUUUAGAUGAAUAGGAGUGGGAAAAAAUAGUUACGAUUUCAAAAUUAUUAUAAUAAUUAAUGUCUGUUUUUUUGUGUGUGUGUUUACUUAAAGUAUGGUAUAUAAAGUUUAGACCAUAUCUUUGCCUGGUCAAGUACGAGUUGGAGCGAAUCUCUAUCUUGAAAAAUGGUGAUUUGUGUCAAAGUGCAAGUAAUGAAUAGCUAAAAAUAUUAUUUCUCUGGUAUUUUCUUUAUAUUUUGUACAUAAUUAUGCAUUUAGCUUAGAUUAUAUAUUUAUACAGUGAUACGGUUGUUUAUAGAACUGUACAAUAGAAUAUAGAUGUUAAUAAGUUAAAAAAUCUUUAAAAGUUAUUGACAACCUGAACUUUUGAUUAUCAUGCACUUGAUAUUAAAUACUAAAGUUAAUUUUUUAUUAUUAUUAUUAUCAUCAUUUUAUGUACAUUUCAAUUUUGCAAAUUUGCAGAAUGAAGAUAAUAGGCAAUCACAUUACUGUACAUGUAUCUUGUAUAGCAAUUAAGUAUAUUGAUAUACUCAUUUUUAGAUACUAUGAUUAAUAUUGUUUUAAAAGAAAACGUUUAUAUAUAACAGAAUAUUAUAAAAGCAAAUUAUUUUUGUUACAUCUGUUGUAUAAGAAAAAGAUGUUAGUAUUGUUAAUUUUGAUCUGGAUAGAUUAUGAUUAUAUUCCACUAGACUUAAAGAAAUAGUCGCUCUUCUAUUACAAGGUCAAUCUUAUCUAAACAAAAUAGUAAUUGUUGUUCUAUAUCAAUGCAUAUGAAUAUCUAUAUUUCUAUGUAUGUAUAUAUGUAAUAUUCUUCACCUAUUGAAGGA
Ruditapes philippinarum (Manila clam) is the source of this 1968-nucleotide messenger RNA. Its product is annotated as chaperone protein DnaK-like. Lineage: Eukaryota; Metazoa; Mollusca; Bivalvia; Venerida; Veneridae. The coding region runs from base 43 to 1155 and encodes 370 amino acids. The transcript has 2 exons. The record is from RefSeq and is a predicted model, not a curated record.